Pedinophyceae sp. YPF-701 is the source of this 2556-nucleotide messenger RNA. NCBI's taxonomy places the organism in Eukaryota, Viridiplantae, Chlorophyta, Pedinophyceae. The record is from the annotation of a GenBank genome assembly.
AUGGCCGACGCGGUGGCCGACGACGGCCCGGCCACGCCCGCCGUCGCGCAGCCGGAGCCCGCCGACCAGGCGACCCCGGAGCAGCCGGCGAGCGACGACACUGCCGGCGCAGGAACCGAGGCGAAGAAGCCGCGGCGCAACCGCGAGCUGCCGAAGGAAACCCCGACGCGCACGAUGCCGUCGCGGCGCGGCAAGCCCACCAACUUGUGUGAGCGACCUCCAAGGAAAGAGGGGACGGGCGUCAUCCGGCGGAAGCGGCCGCCGAUUCAGCGCAAGGACGUGGUGAAGGAGAAGGCGGAGCUCAUCCCGAUCAGCAAGCUGAAGGAGAUGGUGGCGGACCGGCGCAAGAAGCGCAACGGCAAGGAGCGCGUCGACCAGGAGCGCGACACCAUCUGGGCGCAGCUCCUCCGGCGCACCAAGGGCCAGAUCACGCGCCUGGGCCACGAGUACCAGCUCCUGCAGGCGUACCAGGCCGAGGGGUGGCGCGGGUCGAAGCAGAACAUCGCCGUGCAGACGAACGAGAUCCAGCGCGCCGAGGCGCAGCUCACGAAGAGCAAGGAGAUGAUCCGGGACUGCCUGAUGCAGUGCGAGGAGGCCGGCGGCCUCCCGCGCCUGCCGCCCGAGUGCUUUGACGAGAAUGGGGACGUGGACGUGCACCACCUCAAGUGCUCCAUUUGCGGCAAGUCCGAGUGCACGGAGGAGAACGACCUCGUGCUGUGCGACGGCCACGGGUGCGACCGCGCGUACCACAUGGACUGCCUGUCGCUUGCGGAGCGCGAGGCGCUCGCGGCGGCGCUGAGGGCGGGCGAGGAGCUCGAGAAGCGCGAGGCGGCCGCGGAGGACGGCGACGCGGAGCCGGCGGCGCCGCCGUCGGAGUUCGGCUCCGUGGGGGGGGAGUCGGAGCCGGACGACACCUGGUUCUGCGGGCCGUGCGACGCGCGCGCGGGCAUCAUCGAGCAGAUCAACGCCUUCUUCGGCACCGAGUACGACCUCGAGACCAAGGUCGGAGACAUCUUCACCGAAGACCUGCACCCCGACUUCCUGGAGGGCGGCGCCGAGUCGCUCUUCGCGUUCCUGCACAGCGGGCCGCUCGCCGCCGCGGCCGCGGACGACGCCGACGCGCCGAAGCCCAAGCCGAAGCCGGCCGGCGGCACGGGGCUCCUGCUGGGGGACGACUUGCCCGACACGGACGACUCCGAGGACGAGGACUUCAACAACGUCGACUCCGACCCCACGGGGGAGUCCGAGGGCCGCUCGGACGCCGACUCCGGCUCGGACGCGGGCGGGCAGACGGACGACGACGACGAGGAUCCCGAGGAGGUGCUGCGGGGGCUGGCGGAGGAGGGCGAGGGCGCGGCGGGCGGCGGGGGGGGCGAGAGCGGCGAGGAGCGCGGGCGCGGGCGGCGGCGCGGGCGCGUGGACUACGCGCUGCUCGCGGCGGAGCUGUUCCACGGGCACAACGAGCACCACGACGACACGUCCGACGGCGAGGACUUCGACGUGGAGAAGGAGCGCAAGGCGGGCAAGGGCAAGCGGCACGGGUACGACACGGACACGGAGAUCGAGGCGUCCGACAAGGAGCGCGAGAAGGCCGAGAAGAAGCGCCUGCGAGAGGAGGCCCGGGCAAAGAAGCGGCAGGAGCGCGCCAAGGCCCGGCAGGCGCAGGCGGCCGCGCGCGGCGAGCGGCGCGGGCGCCCCCCCGGCGCCAGCGGCCGCGGUCCGUCCGGGCGCGAGGUCUGGGAGGAGAAGGUCAAGGCGCUGUUGCAGUACAACAAAGACCACAACGGCAAGCUGCCGUCGCGGACGUUCGAGGUCCCGCACGAGCAGUUCGGGCCCCUGCGCAUCGGCGUGUUCGUGCAGGCCGUCAAGGAGCGCUUCGAGCUGCUCGACAUGGGCCGGCAGCUGCAGCUGUGCCAGGUGUCAGGGUUCCGGCGCUGGCUGAUCUGCAAGGGCCUGCUGCCGGAGGAGGCGCCGCCGCUCGAGGGCUUCGACGACGAGGAGGAGAAGCGGCAGGCCGCGCUGCGCGGGGAGGGCGAGCGGCGGCCCGCGAAGCCGCGGAAGGACAGCACGUGCAAGAUUUGCGGGAGCCGCGAGCACAACAGGCGCCGGUGCCCGGAGAACCCCGAGAACGUAGGGCGGGACCUCGCUGCGCCGCCGCGCGGCCGCCUGGGGGCCGACGGGCAGCGGCGCCUGCUGGCCUGCACCAUUUGCGGCAGCAAGGAGCACAACCGCCGCCGGUGCCCGCAGAACCCCGAGAACGAGGGGAAAAGCCUCGACGGACGCGGGUGCUACACCGGCGGCCGGAAGCCCGUGUCCAGGGCGCGCCGCAGGGCCGGGGACGACGACGAGGACGGCGACAACAACGCCGAGGCGCAGCCCGCGGGCGAGAACGAGAACGCGGACGGCGAGGGUGCGCAGCACGCAGGCGGCGAGGAGGAGAAGGGAGGGGAGGACGCCGGAGAGAAGGCGGGCGUCGUGCAGAAGGAGGCGGAGGCGGCGGAGGCGGAGGAGGAGGCAGGUGCUGAGCCCAGCGCGAAACGUGCCAAGCACCACUAG